Molecule: messenger RNA, 300 nt
Organism: Pyricularia oryzae 70-15
Lineage: Eukaryota; Fungi; Ascomycota; Sordariomycetes; Magnaporthales; Pyriculariaceae
Exons: 2
Coding region: 1-300 (99 amino acids)
Source: RefSeq, a predicted model, not a curated record
AUGUCGCGCUGUGACAACAGCCCCAUAAUAAUAAUAAUAAUAGUAAUAAUAAUAAUAAUAAUAAUAAUAAUAAUAAUAAUAAUAAUAAUAAUAAUAAUAAUAAUAAUAAUAAUAAUAAUAAUAAUAAUAAUAAUAAUAAUAAUAAUAAUAAUAAUAAUAAUAAUAAUAAUAAUAAUAAUAAUAAUAAUAAUAAUAAUAAUAAUAAUAAUAAUAAUAAUAAUAAUAAUUUUAGAAAGGACCUUGACGACGAUAUCUUCCUUUCAAGUUGAGUGGCGGAAGCACUUGGUACUGAUGACUUGA